UGGUGCCAGGAGGAACUGGUGGGUGAAGUACAGAAGGAAAGAGGAAACAACCUGAAGGGAACACAAGAGACUGCAACAAAACACCUGGAUUAAAAGUGGGAGGACAUGCUUUCUAAGACCAAACAGUGAGGUUGGGCGCUUUUUGGAAAUGUUCGGCGGAGGUAAAGCGAGAUAACUACCGCCACCCGAAUCCGCUCAUCGAAGUUUUUAGCUGAAGAAGUUUACAACGGCUCGGCUAACCACUAACGCUAUCACCGGGGCUGUCGUCCACUUCUGACACAGACCUACACAUCAAACAAAGAAAACAUGGUGUCCUGGAUAAUCUCAAGAAGCGUUGUGCUGGUGUUUGGGACUCUGUAUCCUGCCUACUACUCUUACAAAGCUGUCAAGACCAAAAACGUCAAGGAAUAUGUGCGAUGGAUGAUGUACUGGAUUGUUUUUGCACUUUACACAGUGCUGGAGACCAUCACUGAUCUCACACUGGCAUGGUUUCCCCUGUACUACGAGCUAAAGAUAGCCAUCGUGAUUUGGCUGCUGUCCCCCUACACACGAGGAGCAAGUCUCAUUUACAGAAAGUGUCUGCACCCGCUGCUCUCAUCCAGAGAGAGGGAAAUAGAUGAGUACAUCGUGCAAGCGAGAGAAAGGAGCUAUGAGACGAUGGUCAACUUUGGCAAACAGGGCCUGAGCAUUGCAGCCACUGCUGCUGUCACUGCAGCUGUCAAGGGUCAGGGGGCCAUCACAGAGAAGCUGCGCAGCCUCAGUAUGCACGACCUGACUCAGAUCGGUCAGCAGGAGGAGAGAGGAGGAAACCAGCUCUACCCGUACAGCUCCCGUGCAGCCAACCCCGCCAUGAGGAGAUCCCAGAGCAGUGAUGCCGCAGACGAAGCUGAGUAUUAUUACGACCAGGAGGAAAGGACGGAUGAAGAGGCAGAGCCGACGUUCUCUGAAGAUGAGGCGGUCACUCAGAAAGGACUCAGACGAUCACAGAGUGUAAAGAUCACACGCUCCAGAGUCCGCAAAGAUGCUCGUUACGGAUCCCUGAAGAUUAAAAGUAAGAAGAGACCAGCCCUGAGCUCUGUGAACUACGGACUGUGAAGAAACUACUGCUCACUCAUUCAUUCACAGCAGAGCAGCCUGCUGAUUGGUAGAUGGUAUCGUUAUCUUUUGUUCCAGCCGUUCUCGGUCUGAUUUUAGAUUCUGCUGAACUCUUCUCCCUCUGGAGAUGAGUUUCCUUUCUUCUUUUUCUGUAUUUAUUACCAACUUCAUCCAGAAAUAAUCAGAGCCAGUGACCAUUAAACUGGUGACCAUCAGAUGACCAGUGACUCUUUAGGAACCAGUGAUUGUCUUUUUCAGGACCGCUGGUUCUCAGAGAACAUUUAACUUAACAUUUGACUAUGAGAUGUUUUUUCUUGGGUUUUUAGCAAACAUAAUGUCUUCUAGAUGGGCCCAUGUCGGCUUCAUCUGUAUUUCAUUGUAGUUUAUGUGUAGUUUUGAUGUUUUAUAUGUGUAGUUUUGAGGUUUUUAGAGUCAUCUGCCCACUUUGGUCUUUUUGCUUUAUUUUAUACAAACCUCUUGUACCAUCACCACCAAUAAGGCUUCCUUUAUUUAUAAAAGCACAGGCUAAAAGUUACACACAUAUGCAUUGCUUAAAACCAUUUACCAAUCUUUAAAGUUAAUGGUAAAUAUAACAUUUUCUUUCAGUGAUGGCGCUGAUUGGCUUUGCUUACAGUGAUAAGUUGAUUUUUAGCUCGGGUUUUAAUGUUUUAUCUACUUUUAUCCAAAUUAAUUUAUACAGACAUCAAUAGAUUGUUGCUGUAUUAUCACAGGUGGGAGCCAGUGUGUCUUAGCAUGGAUGAGAUCCAUUGUUACCAAAAUUUUACUAAUGCAAGUUUUGAUUAUGAAAGUAAUGGAAAUAGAAUCACUUUGAUACACAUGGUAUUAAAAUGUUUAAGCUCAAAAGGAUAAAACAUUAUAACAAGUUAGUUGUUUAUAAAGAGAGCCUUAUCAUAACAUGGUACUGGGUUUAUGGCGCUGCCUUUCAGGUAUUUUAUAAACUAGAAACUCUUAAAGAACUGACACUCUGGUAGAAGUCAACCUUAUAUUUCAGCACAUUAACUGAGGUUAUUUUAACGCUGAGUGGCACAUGGAGGUUAACACACUAUGCAACAUUCCCUGUUUCAGCAGUGACGGUAUGAGAGACCAGCAGGAAAACCUACAUUAACAUCUAAACAUGACAGAGCUAAGUUUUAGGGCCUUAUUGAACACCUGGCCCAAAGUGUCUUGGUGUGCAGCGCAGCACUGAUGUUCAAAUAAAUGAAAGUGCGCUCUCAGUAGCAUUCAUGGGUGUGUUUGUCUUUACACGAGGAGAGAUCCCAGGCCAAACUGCAAAAAGAUGCAGAAAAUGACCACGUCUUUGACUGGACUGGUGGUUCCCAAUGUUUUUUUUCUUAGAAAUCCCUGUACUCGUAUCGAAGGGGUGCACUCACACAAGGUAAUCUGUACUCAUACCAUGCUAAAGCCAUCGGACCCCCUCUCCUGUCCCCCUUUUGGCCUGCACUCACCAUGCUAGAGCAGCAUGCUAGAAGAAGCUGUUUUACUUGCACAAGUACUGCAGUUGAGAACCAAAUCAAAUGAUAACUCUUACUAGGACUGAUCAGUAAAGAACUACUUGUGAUUUUAGCCCAGAAUCAUCACACUGUCUAAGAGAAAGAACAGCUGACUGAGGCUUGUUUCACAGUCAUGUGUCCCAGUUAGAAGAUUUAUUAGAGUCUUCACAGGGUGUAGAACUGUACAUGCAGGAAAAAAUGUGCACAUGCAUGUGGUUUCUAUAAGGAGAGACAAGAUAAAUACAGUAAUUACGGUCAUGAAAUUAAGAUGGCACUAUAAGACCAAAUGCUCAUCCUUAGAUUACAAGAAUAGCCCUCAACCAGAGCAGGCAAUUAUUUUACAAUCAAAUUGACGAAUUAGAAUAUUUUCCCGGGCCUUUUUUACACUAUCAUUAUCAUCUUGACUUAGAAGACACAUUUCUAUAAACUGGUGUUUUUCAACCGCUUUUUUUCAGUUUGCUUUCUCAGAGAUUUUAAGCUUUACGACAUUGCAAAUUCAUGACUUCGGAAACUUCAAGAUUCAAAAUUUACCCCUGUCUGGACUAAGUCUUGUUUCUUGUAAAGAUACAAUUUUACAACUUCAAAAACUUGAUUUUUUUUUCUAAGAAAUGGCUUUUUUUCCCUAAAAAUUUUAACAAAUCAUUUUUAUUGUAUUAUCUUGUCGGGUGGCCCUCAUACGCCAUCGUAAAUUAUGUUUCAAAUCAUCAUUUUAUAAAAUAUUUGCACAUCUAAUUUAGACUACAUCUGAGCAGACAGAGCCCCAUGCCCCUUCUGAGAUCUUUAGUGCCCCCCUGGGGGUGCCUGGACCCUGGGUUGGGAACCAAUGCAUUAGAGAAUACAGCCAAGGAAUCUAGCUGAGAAAAUCUGUAAAUGAGUUUUUCAGCCUACCUUUGUUUCAUGAUGAACUCACUGAAGAUUAAUCAAAAUAGAUGUUCUCCAUGUGUUUUUUUUUUUACGUUUCUGAUGUUGUGGGAAGCAUCAGGUAAAAUAACUAAAUAUAAUCCUCCAUCAGCAUAUUUCAUGCAGUAUCCUGUGUGUCUUCAGAAAAAGGUUAGUCUGCUAGAGUUAAGUCUAUUCAAAAAUAAAAAAUAAAAUCUGCCAAUGCACCAGCCUGUAGGUGCACCUGGCUCUUAAAGGGAAUGGAGCAGAUAUCCUGAUUGAUUUAAUGUCACUCCCAAACACACCCAUGUAGAAUCAAGCCACUUAAUCAGACUUGUGUUCUGUUUGAAUAAUGUGUAGGCAGACAUGCCCCAAAUCACUUUGUGCCACGUUCUUAAGACUGUGUUCUUUAUACCAUCAGAGUAAGGCCCUUAGCAUUUCACACAGUGAGAGAUGAAGGAAGGAGAAUGACAAGAUGGAAAGGGAAGAGAAAACCAAAUAAAUACCCGACACUUACAGCAUUUGUUUGAUAUCUGCUGCCUUUAAAAAGGCCGAGAACUCUCAUUCACUAAUAAUAAUAACUUCUUUUAUUCCCGCUUUGUACGCCUGUUUUAUAAGGUUACAGGUCUGGUUGUAAAUUUCUGAUUGAAGAUAAGACGUUUUUCUUUUGUGUGUUUGUGUGUACUACCUUUAAGACUCUUUUGUAAUGUAACCACCUGUUUUUGCACAUUUACCUCCUCCCAAACCUUUUUAUCGAUGCUGUUGUUGUGUGUCAUCUCAUUUUUUUAAUGUUUUUUUGCUUUGGGAGAUUGCAGCUCACAGCUAGUACCAACAGACUUUCAUGACAGGACAACGUUUGGCUUGUUUUUGUCCUCGGUGCUGCACUGGUGAGAUGUAGAGCGUUUCAUCAGCAGUUGCUGGGUUUUUGACAUUAACCUUAUUUGGAGACUGUUUUUGGGAAAUAAAACCACAAAUAAUGCUCCAUAUAAACCCCUCAUACAAAAAACAACUGGGUCAUCUUCUGCUCAUGCUUGCAAGAGUUGCGGUGAAAAUUUUGAGUCAAAAAUUCCCAAAGGAUUUUAAAUUCCCCCGUACGAGGACCAAUCAGUGUCACUGGUGACAUGGCAGGUUCAUUUGACUCUGCCAGCCAAACCUUCUCAAGUCAUGGCGUUCAUUUUUAAUGCUCAUAACUGACUAAUGAUACCAAAGCUUGAUGUACUCACUAUGGGCUGUGUGGCUGCUGGGGGUUUUGAUUUGUGUUGGGAAAUGUCUGGAGUGUGUGUGGGUUGUAAAUGCAAUAAAGUCAAUCAUGUCUGAUUGUUACAAGGGCAAUAAAAUAGUAUGUCUGUGGA
Messenger RNA from Cheilinus undulatus (humphead wrasse), 4837 nucleotides. RefSeq names its product receptor accessory protein 3b (gene reep3b). Bases 307 to 1095 code for a protein of 262 amino acids. The transcript is spliced from 8 exons. Gene Ontology annotation, biological process: endoplasmic reticulum tubular network organization. Gene Ontology annotation, cellular component: cytoplasmic microtubule; endoplasmic reticulum tubular network; endoplasmic reticulum membrane. NCBI's taxonomy places the organism in Eukaryota, Metazoa, Chordata, Actinopteri, Labriformes, Labridae. The record is from RefSeq and is a predicted model, not a curated record. Gene Ontology annotation, molecular function: microtubule binding.